GAAAGAGUAGAGCAGAGCAGAGAGGCAAGGGAAGGCAUGAGAUGGGGAAUGAUCAGUGGGUCUGUCUGUGGCUGAGAGGGUAGGAGCUGUCCCUGUCAGAGAGACCUCUGGAGGAUUUACAGUGAGUGGUGAGGAGACAGACACACCACCAACAUGAGCAGAACCAUUUUCUUUGAGGUGGAGAUUCUGGACGCUAGGACCAAAGAGCAGCUCUGCUUCCUGGACAAGGUGGAUCCACACUCAACCAUAGGAGACGUAAAGAGUCUUUUUCACAAGUCAUACCCAAAGUGGUAUCCUUCCAGACAGUCUCUGAAGUUGGACCCCAAGGGGAAGGCCCUCAGGGAUGAGGACAUCCUCCAGAGUCUCCCCGUGAGCACCACGGCAACCAUGUACUUCAGAGACCUCGGCCCUCAGCUGGGGUGGACAAUGGUGUUCCUGGCUGAGUACAUCGGACCUCUGCUUGUUUACCUCCUCUUCUUCUUCCGCUUGCCCUACAUCUACACACACAAGUACGCCUUCACCUCCAGCCCCUAUCCUGUGGUCAGUCUGGCCUGUGUCUGUCACUCCUUCCACUACAUCAAGAGGUUAAUUGAAACUAUAUUUGUGCAUCGUUUCUCCCAUGGUACCAUGCCUCUGAGGACAAUAGCGAGGAAUUGUGUCUAUUACUGGGGUUUCUCAGCCUGGUUGGCAUACUACAUCAACCACCCUCUCUACACACCACCAUCGUACGGGGAGAUGCAAGUGAAUUAUUCGCUCGCCGCAUUUGCAUUAUGUGAAGCAGGGAACUUCUCCAUCCAUCUGACCCUGAACAACCUCAGAGGCGAAGGGCUCAGGUGCAGAAAGUUCCCCAGCCCAACUAAGAACCCCUUCACGUGGCUUUUCUUCUUCGUGUCUUGUCCCAAUUAUACGUACGAGGUAGGAGCAUGGGUCAGCUUCUCUAUCAUGACACAGUGUGUUCCAGUGGCCCUGUUUGCAUUCCUGGGCUUCAUCCAAAUGACCAUCUGGGCAAAGGGCAAACACAAAACCUACACGCGGGAGUUUAAAGACUACCCUAACCUACGGAUGCCUAUUCUGCCUUUCAUCCUCUGAGGAGGGAGAGA
Sardina pilchardus (European sardine) is the source of this 1100-nucleotide messenger RNA. RefSeq names its product trans-2,3-enoyl-CoA reductase-like 2a (gene tecrl2a). Gene Ontology annotation, biological process: very long-chain fatty acid biosynthetic process. The record is from RefSeq and is a predicted model, not a curated record. The transcript has 13 exons. Bases 154 to 1089 code for a protein of 311 amino acids. Gene Ontology annotation, molecular function: oxidoreductase activity, acting on the CH-CH group of donors. Lineage: Eukaryota; Metazoa; Chordata; Actinopteri; Clupeiformes; Clupeidae.